This is a messenger RNA of Castor canadensis (American beaver), 870 nucleotides long. The record is from RefSeq and is a predicted model, not a curated record. Lineage: Eukaryota; Metazoa; Chordata; Mammalia; Rodentia; Castoridae.
AUGGGGCCUGAGGACAGGACCAAGUGUUUGUGCUGUGAUCCAGAGCUGAGCCGCUGGGCAGCCAGCAAUGGCACCCAGCAGGAGCACCACAGACCCCACUGUCUGUGUGGCCAUGUCCUGGACCAGGACCACGUGGAGGGGCAGAUUCUAGGCCAGCUACGCCCUCUGACAGGGGAGGAUGAAGAGGGGGCUGGGGAUGUCUCAUCCCGGGGGCCUGCUUUCCCUGAGAUGGGCUCAGAGGAGCUACGUCUGGCCUCCUUCUGUGACUGGCCACCAACUGCCGGGGUUGGGCCUGAGCUGCUGGCUGCUGCUGGCUUCUUCCACACAGGCCAACAGGACAAGGUGAGGUGCUUCUUCUGCUAUGGGGGUCUGCAGAGCUGGGAGCACGGUGACGACCCCUGGACCGAGCAUGCCAAGUGGUUCCCCAGGUGCCAGUUCCUGCUCCAGUCCAAAGGAAGAGGUUUUGUCCACAGCAUCCAGGAGGCUUGUGCCCCACUGCUUGGCUCCUGGGACCGACGGGAAGAACCACAAGACACGGUCCCUAGGGCCCCCCCAGCUCCUGUCCAGAGGGGUCCUGAGCUGCUCACCCCCGGAAGAGAGACCCAGCCUGAAAGUGCCAGGGAACCAGGUGCAGCCUGGGACCCAUGGAGGUGCCGGUGGCUUCUUGAGCCCCCAGGAGCUGGGGAUGCACAGGAGCAGCUGCAGCGGCUGCAGGAGGAAAGAAUGUGUAAGGUGUGCCUGGACCGAGCUCUAUCUGUCGUCUUUGUGCCCUGUGGCCACCUGGUCUGUGCCGAGUGUGCUCCUAGCCUGCAACAGUGCCCCAUCUGUAGGACACCCAUCGGUAGUUGUGUGCGCACCUUCCUGUCCUAG